Messenger RNA from Fonsecaea multimorphosa CBS 102226, 1254 nucleotides. RefSeq lists its product as uncharacterized. NCBI's taxonomy places the organism in Eukaryota, Fungi, Ascomycota, Eurotiomycetes, Chaetothyriales, Herpotrichiellaceae. The record is from RefSeq and is a predicted model, not a curated record. The transcript has a single exon. The coding region runs from base 1 to 1254 and encodes 417 amino acids.
AUGCCAGCACAGGACCCACAAAAGCCACCGCCGACACGGCACGUCAUUUUGCCUUUCGACCUCCGGAACGACGCCAACGCCUUAUACGACCCCGAAAAGCGAGAUGCCAUAAGAAGCAUCUUUCCCGGAACCAUUGGCAUUGGCAGCGACGGGUGGUUUCUAUACCUCCAGGUACACACGCUGCCGCCGAAGCCUUGGCCACUCACUGUUGCCGGACUUCCUCUCUACCUUCACCAAAUUCCCGGUCAAAACCCCAUGCCUCGAGCAUUACCCGUCUCUCGAAAGAAUGGCUCUAUCGCUGAGGACCAGAAUGGCAGGGAUAUGCAGGAUUGGGAGCCGCUCUUCCACAUCAUUAAAAGCCACUUUGAAGAGCUCCGGGUCCCGAUCACAGAGGUCAUGUAUCUUGGCAACGUCGUAUUCAUCGUCUUGAAGUACCGCGACACGAAUUACAACAAAUUGCCGUUCCACGCAGCAAAUAUUUCGUGUUCCUACUUGUUCGAAGAUGAGAUGGGAAGACCGUCCGCACCACAUGUUCGCCGCCUUUCUGACCGAGCUCCCGGGGAUCUGGACAUGAACCAGUACGAUACUCUACAGCCAGGGCUGAGGGUGGCUUCUAGCUAUCUGCUAGACAAACCCGAUGCAUUUCUCGCAACAACAACUGGAGUUCUUCUGAAGGAUAGAGUUGGCAACGAGUUCAUGACUGUAGCCGCGCAUGGAUUCCCCAGCGAAUGUGGCACACGGGUCUUCCACGCCUUCCCCAGCACCGGCCGCGAUGUUGGAGAGCUCGUUAUGGAAGUUUCGCACACGGACAUCGCCCUCGUCAAGUUGCGGGACACGGAAACGUUCUCCAACGUCAUGUUCCACGACGAGUUGAUCGAGCAGCCGACUCAGCUCAACAAAUUUAUUUCUGCCAAAAAGUACCGACGCUCCGAUUCUGUUUACCUGCGUUCACCCAAUACAGGCUUCAUCGAAGGGCGAUUCAGCUGGUCGUCAUUCCAAGCAGUUCCUGGGGAUGACUACUCCUCGAAACAGGAAUGGAUAUUUACAACCUGGAGCUACUUGGGUCAAGACUCAGCAAUCAAGCUUCAUGGAGGAAUGUGCGGUAGUACUAUCUGGGAUGAGGCCGGAAAUGUCUUGGGCUUUUUCAGGUACGCUCCAGAGGAAGGGGUGAUGAAGGAUUGGUGCGCCGCAACUGCUGCUGAUGAGCUCAUCAACCAAGGGUAUACGCUCGUCAAUACGAGCGACAGAGCAUGA